Molecule: messenger RNA, 3510 nt
Organism: Cornus florida
Lineage: Eukaryota; Viridiplantae; Streptophyta; Magnoliopsida; Cornales; Cornaceae
Product: pentatricopeptide repeat-containing protein At4g31070, mitochondrial-like
Exons: 3
Coding region: 1155-2996 (613 amino acids)
Biological process (GO): RNA modification
Molecular function (GO): RNA binding; protein binding
Source: RefSeq, a predicted model, not a curated record
CACACACAUACCACUAUUUUUUGCAUUAGCAAGUUCAACUUAUGUUUAUUGCAAUUCUAGUUCUCUAAUCUCAUGGAGGUUGUUGAGUUAAAGGUACGCCUACACUGCAAGGCAUGUGAAAAGGCCGUCCGAAAAACCUUGUGCAAGAUCAAAGGGGUUACAUGCGUGGAAAUAGAUGUGGUAUUGAACAAGAUCACGGUGUUGGGGUAUGUGGACCGCAAGAUUGUGAUCAAAGCUGUUCGCAAGACGGGGAGAAGAGCUGAGGUUUGGCCGUCUAAGUCUUCAUGUCGCAGCCGGCAGCAGCCUCGUGGUGGUUUUGGUUGCAUCAUCCCCAGAUGGGUUUUCUAAGGACCCAUCAUCAAUCAUUUUAAUUUAUUAAUUUAUCAAUAAUGCUUUGAUUUCCUUUUUUGCUGCAAUUCUAAAAUGUUUGCAAGUCCAAGCAAAAUUUAUAUUUUCGCAUUAUGAAUAUGUUACAUUGUGUUAUGUCUUAACUUAUUAACUAUUAACUGAAAAAUAAAUAAUUAAAUAAAUAAUGAAGACUUCAAUUAGGUUUCAUUUAAUUGGAAUUGAAGUUAUAUGGUUCAAACUUUGAACUUAAUAUUGGAAGUAGUUUUUGUUUUGAUUCAUUCUGAUUUUGCGUCUUCCAAAAUAAAAUAAAAAAUAAUCUAGUCUAUGUCCGUAAUUUGAAAAAAAAAAAAAAAAAAAAAAAAAAAAUGUUAUAAAUUCACCAAAAAUAUAUCUAAAAUAGGGAGUCGAACAUUUCCACUCACUCGAUGAAAUGAGAAGGAAAAUAUAUUAAUUUAAUUUGUUUUUAACUAAAAUACAAUAACAAAAAUAUUUGAACGAAUAUAUAUAUUUUUAUCAUUUUUGAAUGAUUGUAACAAAAAUAUUAGACAAUUGUCAUCAUGAGAGAGAGAAUUUUAUUGGGUGUUUGUAUCGAAUUGAUGUGGUAGUUACUGCAAAGAAUCUUGUUAAACUCUAUUCAUUAAAAUCGCAACAAAAACUAUCCCGUCCGUCACUUUUUUGUAUCAAUUACUCUUGAAAAAUAUAGAAUCAGACCGACGUAUAAAUAAUUGGAUCAACAAAAGCUCUGAAGAACUUGAGGAGGAGCAACACAUGAAAUCAAACAUGGACAAAAUAUUGCAUCAUCCAAAAUGCUUCAUCAUCUGAUCAGACGGUUCACAUCCAUUGCGGGCACCUCCCUAUCAAUCUCGGAUGUCAACAGUAGAGUCAAAGAUUUGGUUUUGAAAGGACUGUAUGACCAAACACUAAAACUCUACAAAGAACAUCUCCAUCCCUCUUCUUCCCAAUUCCAUGGAAUCACCGCCAUUCUUCCUUCAGUCAUCAAAGCUUGUUCUUAUGCUCAAAACCAUCAUUUCGGUCUUCAAAUGCACUGCAUUGUCCUCAAAACAGGCUCUGAUUUGGACCCUACUAUAUCCAAUUCUGUCAUCUCCAUGUAUGCCAAGUUUUCAGACAUUGAAUGUGCGCGUAAGAUGUUUGAUACAAUGCCUCAUAAAGAUUCCAUCUCUUGGAAUUCAAUGAUAAAUUGCUAUGUCCAAAAUGGGUACUUUGUUGAUUCAUUGAACAUGUUCAAGGAAAUGUAUGUGUUGGGUUUUAUACCAAAACCCGAGUUGAUUGCUAGCAUUUUAUCUGUAUGUGCCCGGACAAGACAGUUGAGGUUAGGCAGAGAAUUUCAUGCUGUUCUUGUUGUUGAUGAAAGGAUUGAGGAUUCUGUUUUUCACUGGACGGCAUUGGUUGGCCUGUAUAUGAAGUGUAAUGAUUCAUUAAUGGCUUUUUGUGUCUUUGAUCGGAUGGAGAGCAAAAAUGAGGUUUCAUGGACCAGCAUGGUAUCGGGUUGCGCUGCUAAUCACGAUUAUGAUAUUGCACUUGACUGCUUUCGAGCAAUGCAGCUUGAAGGGAUUAAGCCCAACCGAGUAACACUGAUUGCAGUUUUACCAGCUUGUGCUGAGUUAGGUUCUAUUAAGCAUGGGAGAGAAAUUCAUGGGUAUGCUUUCCGUCAUGGGUUUGAUUCAGAAUUCCUUUUCUCCUCGGCUCUCAUACACAUGUACUGCAAAUGCAGGGAAGCAUUACGACCUGCCAAGCUAAUUUUUGAAAGAUCAACAGUAAAAGAUGUUGUGAUGUGGAGUUCGAUCAUUGCUAGCUAUUCUCAGACCCGGGAUACUGCAGAAGAAGCAAUAAAGCAUUUCCAUCAAAUGCAAAUGGAGGGAAUUCAGCCCAACUCUGUAACACUAUUGGCAGUACUUUCUGCCUGCACCAAUCUAGCUUCUGUAAACCAUGGACGUGCAGUCCAUGGCUAUAUCUUGAAAUCCAGCUUCAGUUAUGAAACAUUCAUUGCCAAUUCCCUUAUUAAUAUGUAUUCGAAGUGCGGUUGUCUCAUGGAUUCUCAUAAAAUUUUUAAAGAAAUGUCUGUGAAGGAUCCUAUUUCAUGGAGCGCGCUUAUCAAUGCACAUGCCCUGCAUGGUUAUGGGGAGGAAGCUUUGCAACUCUUCCUUGAGAUGCAAGAGCUGGGGUUGGAGCCAGAUGCAAUCACAUACCUUGCCAUUUUGUCAGCUUGCAACCAUGCUGGCCUUGUUGAAGAGGGACAGAAGCUCUUUGCUGAAGCAGUAAAAGAUGAUAAAAUAUUACUAACUACAGAGCAUUAUGCUUGCUACAUUGAUCUUCUUGGAAAGGCAGGGAAGCUUGAAGAUGCUUAUGAGAUUGUGACCAUGAUGUCCAUAAAACCAAGCACAAGAAUUUGGAGCUCCUUGAUUUCAGCUUGUAAGAUUCACGGAAGAUUGGAGGUUGCAGAGAUGCUGGCACAUCGGCUUAUAAAAUUGGAACCAGAAAAUGCUGCCAACUAUACGUUGUUGAGUAUGGUUUAUGCUGAAUCUGGUAAUUGGUUUGGAGUGGAACAAGUGAGGAGAGAAAUGAGAGUAAGAGGAUUAAGAAAGAGCUAUGGAUUCAGCAAAAUUGAGCUGGAGAAUGAUAAUUGGUAGCAUAACCAAAUCUGCGUGCAACUUAGCUCAACAUUAAAAGAGGAGAGGAGUGUGAGUAAGAGGACUAAAAAGAACUGCCAUUCAGCAAAACCGAGAUGGAGAAUGAGUAUUUUGUGGCAGGGCUGAAAUACACGUUGAAGUAAGCUAGUUGUGGAAGGAGGAGAGCCGCGAGAGUAAGAGGAAAAAAAACAAAAAAAGAAAAGGUUUCAGUGGAGUCAAGCUGCAGAUUGAGAACGUGUAGCAAGGUCUUAGUCCACGUACAACUUGCCUCAAUGUGAAAGGAGUAACAUGAGACUAUUAUGCAUCUACUGUUCAUUAUGAAUCCAGUAUGAAAGACCUAACAGUCUAACACACCUCCACUCUUAGUAAGCCAAUAGUUCACACAACAAAAAUGCGUGAUUUGGUUUUAGUGUAUUACAUGCUUGAACUGCCUCCUAAAUGGUAAUUACAGAGAGAUUGUGAUGUUUUGUUCAAUUGUAUAAUCUUCCCAUACAAUUGAACUCAGUUUUUGCUA